This is a messenger RNA of Phascolarctos cinereus (koala), 2621 nucleotides long. The record is from RefSeq and is a predicted model, not a curated record. Lineage: Eukaryota; Metazoa; Chordata; Mammalia; Diprotodontia; Phascolarctidae.
GCCAAUUUUCCUAGAUCGAUCCUUACCAGAGCGGACCUGAUACAGUAGCCGGAGUUUCUGAACCUCGACUGGAUCCUCAACCCCAGAGCUAACUUAAAGGGAAUUUUCUUUCGGACUUCAACCAAACUAGGGGGAGGUCCAUGGAAGCUGGGAAUAGGAGAAACUUACCCGACCCCAUCAAGGUAUCAUGUGGAUGUGUAUUCUCCAGAAGAAGCCCUUCUUAUAUGUGAAUAUCCAUCUGUUUCCAAGACUAGCAAGAGAUCACACCUGUAACCUGAUGGCUCAGAGGCGAAAUAAGACCUCAGUCCUGGAGAACUCCUGGAUGCUGUGUACCACACAGUUUAGGGGAAUGGCUGACGGCGCCACUUCUUCCGGCUCAAAGAGUAGAAAAUCCAAGCGCAAUUGGUCCUUUCCGGUGUUAGAUGGAAGUAUUCAUCCAGAACAGACAGAUUCAAUUGAAGCAAACUUGAGAAAUAGCGAAGCUUGUAUUCAGAGAUAUUUAGAGUUGCUUGGAAAGGUCUGCCAAAGAGAAGAAAGGAAUAUCCUAAGACAUACGCGAGACAACCGCAAGCUGCUGGUCCGUGACCGUCUCAGACUGGUUCUGGAUAACGAUGAGGACUUCUUUGAGCUCUCCCCACUGGCUGGCUAUGAUUUACCCUAUGGCACAAUCGCAAAUGCUGGCUGUCUCACUGGAAUUGGGAAAAUAUGUGGAGUUUGGUGCAUGUUACUUGCCAAUGAUGCCACAGUGAAGGGAGGAACCUUAUACCCUAUCACCGUGAAGAAACAACUCCGUGCUCAACAUAUUGCAAUUAUGAACCGUUUGCCAACUGUGUAUUUGGUGGAUAGCGGAGGAGCAUUCCUGCCUCUACAGGCAGAGAUUUUCCCAGAUCAGUGCCAUGGUGGAAGGGUUUUCUACAAUAUAGUGCUCAUGUCCUCUAUGAAGAUUCCUCAGGUGGCAGUGGUGUGUGGCUCUUGCAUUGCCGGGGCUGCCUAUUAUCCUAGUUUAGCAGAUGAAUCUAUAAUCAUAGACAACAUUGGCUCCCUAUUUCUUGCUGGACCUCCUCUGGUAAAAGCUGCUACAGGAGAAGACAUUUCUGUUGAAGAACUAGGAGGAGCCACUGUGCAUUCUCGACUCAGUGGCGGUGUUGAUUAUCUUACAUCUACAGAGGAAGAAGCCUAUGAAUGUGUUCGUAAUGUUGUGAUGACCUUCAAUUGUGGACAGUGCCCUGAAGACUCUGUGGAGUAUGAUGAGCCCUUAUACAGCCCAGAAGAGCUGAAACACCUGGCCCCAAAGAAUUAUGAAUGUAGUCUAGAUGUGAAACUGAUUCUGAGUCGUUUGAUUGAUGGGAGUCGAUUCCAGGAAUUUAAAGCUGAAUAUGGAACAACUUUGGUAACAGGUUUUGCUCAUGUGAAAGGGCAUCUAAUUGGCCUGGUGGCGAACAAUGGGGAGCUAACCUACCAGGCCUCCCUCAAAGGUAGCAACUUUGUGAAUCUGUGCAGUCACCGGAACAUCCCCAUCCUGUUUCUCCUGAACACUGUUCCAAAAACAUCUCAGUGCACAAGCCUUGCACAGGCAGAAGAUCUAGGCAGAAGAUUCAAGGCCCAGGCCUGUAUGAUGGCCACCAUUGCUUGUGCAGAAGUUCCCAAGAUAACUCUGGUCAUUGGUGGCUGUUUUGGAAAUGACAGCUAUGCCAUGUGUGGAAGAUCAUUCGACCCUAAUUUCUUGUUCCUGUGGCCCAAUGCAAGAGUUGCUCUUGUUGAUUGUAGAUCUCUAUUUGCUGACUUUCUGGAAGAAGAUGAGAACUUCUACAUGGACAAAUCCACAUUAAAGAAUCUGGAGAAAAAACUGGAGAAUGAAAGCACAGCAUUUUAUUCCUCAGCCAGACUGUGGGAUGAUGGAGUGAUACUGCCCCAGAAUUCCAGAGAGGUGAUUGCGAAGUGCUUAGCGAUCAUCAAACAGAAGGAGAGCCAGACUCUCACCCAUCAGCAGCAGCCCAUUCUCCGGAUGUAAUUAGAAGUGACUGUUACGCAUAUGAAAUGCUUUGCAAACAAUGGCUUCAGGGACUUUUGUUUUUUACAACCACAAGACUGGAUUGGUGUUGAUUUACCGAAACUGAACAAAUCGAGCAAAACUCAGAAACAGAAGCUUACUAAGAAUGCUAAAUCAUUAAUCUUCAAGUGCCUCAGUUUCUCCACUACUGUAAGAAGCAUGGGCAUACUGGAUGGUUUCCUAGCAAAGGAAGAGUAUUUUGGUGGGGAAAGGGUUGGGCUUAGAUCCCUGAGGACCUGGGUUUGAUUCCUGACUCUGACACUUACUAGUAGUGUGACCCUAGUGAAUUCUUCAGCUUUUUAGGCAUCUGUUUCACCAUCUGUAUGAUGGGGACACUGGCUGAUGAGGUCUUGGUCCUCAGAGUAUGUGCAAUAUGACUUGGUGAGCCUGUCUGUAGAAAUGUGUGAUGGGGGGCCUUCUCCCUCCAUGAUUCAAAGCAUGUGAAGGUGCCUUCUGUUUCUUGUCAUCUUGUUGGGUGGUCAUGGAAAUGCUUUUCAUUGGUUGCUAAGCUAGAAACGAGCAUGUAUACAAAGGCUGGAAUAGAAAAUGGAUGAAUUCUCUCUUUUCUGGU